This is a messenger RNA of Dermacentor silvarum, 2654 nucleotides long. Its product is annotated as zinc finger protein 454-like. The record is from RefSeq and is a predicted model, not a curated record. Gene Ontology annotation, biological process: regulation of transcription by RNA polymerase II. The transcript has 5 exons. Bases 156 to 1949 code for a protein of 597 amino acids. Gene Ontology annotation, molecular function: DNA-binding transcription factor activity; RNA polymerase II cis-regulatory region sequence-specific DNA binding. NCBI's taxonomy places the organism in Eukaryota, Metazoa, Arthropoda, Arachnida, Ixodida, Ixodidae.
GUGUCGGUCGAGGCGCUGGCCUGGCAAGAGCCGCAUGGAGCCACGGAAAGCCAGCUGUGGUCUGGCCAGUUAUGAUUGCUGUUGUUUCGAAUAAUUGGAAAUGGGGUUAUCGGAUUUGGUCUUGUAAGAGAUAGCGCCCCGCUGUUCCCCCAGAUAUGGGUCCAAAAGCCAUAUUAACAGAGGAAGAGAAAGAGGCUCGUAAGAAGCGUCGCGCAGAACAGGCGAAACUUCGUUAUAGAGCAAAAUGCGGCGCCGCGCGUGAGAAGAUGCUCCAAGCGAUACGUGAAGCAAGGUGGCGUAAGACAUCGGCGUUGGACGAUUCGCAGCGAAGAGCGAUGCUCCAGGCGAAACGAGAUGCGGAACGACGACGCGUGGCGGCCAUGACGGACGAACAGCGCGAACAUUACAAGCAGAAGCGAGAAGCGGCACGAAAACACCGGGCGGCCAUGACGCAGCAGCAGCGCGACGAGCAUCACAAGCUGAAGCGAGAAGCGGUACAACAAGGGGUGGCAGCGUUGCGGCAGCACUACGCCUCGUUUGCAGCCGAACAGACACGUUCACCCUGUGCAGAUGCUGUGCCGAGAACUCCACAGUGUGUCGUACCAGGCUGCAGCUCGCGGUCGGCACCCAGUUCCAUCCUGUACCCCUUCCCUGCCAAACCGUCCCAGCGCCAGGCUUGGAUUGACUUUGUGCGAGGGUGCCCCUGUGGUGGUGCCCGCGACUGGAACCCACCGAUCAAGGAGAUCAGCUUAGUGUGCUCGCUGCACUUUACGGUUCACUGCUUCAGGUUCCAGAGAGUAAGCGACUUCAGCGUGGGCUACAGGAAGCGUCUGAUAGUGGAUGCAGUGCCAACGCUGUACCCAAUUGAAGAGCAGUGCAGUUUAGUGGCCAGCAAGAAUUCUACCGCCAAGAGUGCAGCACUUUUGGGUUCCUCUGAUGAUGAAAACGUCGAAAGGAGGACAUGUGAUUCAUUGGCUUACACUGAGUCAGUUGCAGGCCUCACAAAUGCAAUGAGCCUUGGUGAAUGCAUCACUGUUGCCAAAGUGGCAUGCCCCACCCCUUCCAAGGUCAUAGGUCAGGUUGAGGUUGGCACGCAGUUCAGCUUGCCUCUAGCUGACAAGUCUGUUGGGUGCUCCUUCAAAGCAGAGAGGGAGUCGAGGAGUGUGCAGACUACAGAGACUGUGGAUCAGUCAAGCUCCACCUCAGUAUCGAGGCCUUCUAUUUCUCCAUCAACAGCCAGCGAUGACAACUCACAGCAGGGAUGCCUCCACCAAUGUCGUCUCUGUGAUUAUGAGACUGAUAAACUGGUUCGUCUGGAAGAACACGGCAGAGUCCAUACUGGCGAGCGUCUGUUUAAAUGCGAUGUGUGCCUUCAGAGCUUUUCAAGAAAGAACACCCUAAACAGGCACCUGUUCCUCCAUACUGGCAAGCGUCCAUUUGUGUGCCAUGUGUGCUCUCAGUGCUUCUCGCUAAAGACCUACCUGAACGACCACCUUCGCACCCAUACAGGUGAGAAGCCAUUUCAGUGCCCUUUAUGCCUUCAGAAAUUCUCACAAAAGCCCAAACUGCAAGAACACCUGCGCACCCACACAGGCGAGAAGCCAUUUCAAUGUCCUUCAUGCCCUCGGAGCUUCUCGCUGAAGGGUGCCAUGAAGAGACACCUGCGCACCCACACAGGCGAGAAGCCAUAUCAGUGCCCCACAUGCCUUCAGAGAUUCUCACAAAAGUAUGCGCUUACAGAACACCUGCGCACCCACACAGGCGAGAAGCCAUUUAAAUGCCCUUCAUGUCCCCUGAGCUUCUCGUUGAAGGGCGGCGUGACGAAACACCUGCGCAGCAUUCACACAGAUGACCGACCAUACUGUUGCACUGUCUGCUCCAAGUCCUUUGCGCGGUCUGAUGGCUUGAUCAGACAUAAGAGAACACUGCACCAUGAUACUGUGGAGUAGGUUAACAGCCUUGUUGAAACAGAGUUUGAAUUAGGAAUCUACAGACGUGUAGCAUGCUGCAUGCUGUUCUGCUGCAUCAGGUAGCACAAGUGUCUCCAUAUGCUCUUAAAGGGGCCCUGGAACACUUUUUUUGGGUCACCAUAUUUGCUCUAAAUCUAUUCUCAGCAUGUCAUAAAACAAAGAGCAAAAGAAGUGAAAACUGACCCACACAAAGCCAUGUUGUUGCUCAGAUAGAAAUUCAAGAUACAUUAAACCUCAAUAUAACGAAGCCAGUAAAAUCAGCAAUUUGCUUUGUUAUAUUUAAAUUUUUUUAUAUUGUGACUUCAGUAUUUGAACAGUAUUCAAUAUGUAUUUCAAUUCGAUUCCUUUGUUGCAUUGUUUGACAAUCUCAAUUAUUACUGUUCGUACGCCUCUGCAAAAUAUGUAUGUUCAUAUUGUAGCGCUUAUAAUUACACAACAAAUGUCUGAAUGAUCUUUUUAAAUUCUUCAUGUGAACUUGCUCUGUUAGGCUAAUUCAUGUACUUGUCGCCUCUAGGUCCUGGUAUAUGUGGUUCAUCCUACAGACUUUUUUGAUCUUAUUCUAUCUGCACCUUUUUUUUUUUUUUGCAGAUAAGUACUUGUUUAAAGUAAUUGAUUGUUUAAUACGGUUGCUUGCCACUGUCUGUUUCAUCAGACCACCAAAUAAAUGCUUGUGUUUAACAAGUA